This is a messenger RNA of Candida tropicalis MYA-3404, 867 nucleotides long. RefSeq names its product Aga1p (gene AGA1). Bases 1 to 867 code for a protein of 288 amino acids. The record is from RefSeq and is a predicted model, not a curated record. NCBI's taxonomy places the organism in Eukaryota, Fungi, Ascomycota, Pichiomycetes, Serinales, Debaryomycetaceae. The transcript has a single exon.
AUGAGUUCAAAAGUAUUACCACCAGCUAAUGGCAAAAAAUUAUGGAGAGUUAAAAAAACCCAACCAUCUCGUCAUAGCAGUAUAUCCUCAUCUUCUACAACAUCACAUCAAUCUAAUGCAUCACUAAACUCAAUCCAAACCUCAAUGGAAUGUUUGAACAAUUCAUUGAGAAUUGCUGCUGCUGCUUCAAAAUUCACUAUUAAAAGACCUCCUUUAAGAAGACCAAAAAAUAAACCUGGUAAACCAAAGGAUUUUGUUUUUGUUGAUUUAUCUCCUGUUCAAUCCGAAGAUACCACUAAUGAUAAUGAAGAAAAGAAACCAAAACAAAUGAGUACUCCUGCUAGUUCAAGAAGAUCAAGUAGUAUUUCAAGUAUUGCUAGUGUUACUAGUGCAAAGAGUGAACCACCUUCUACACCAAUGACUGCUAAUACUUCAAUGAAUAGUAUUAAUGAUUUACCAUUACCUGUUCUUUCUGGUUGUGGAAAUUCUCCUGCCGUGACUACUACUACUACUGCUUGUGGUGCUCCAAUUCAACCAUACCCAUUAUCUAACAACAAUGAAGGAUUUGGAUUGCCUUCACCAGUUGAAUCUUUAGAUGAUUUCUUGAUCAGUGAGUUUGAUUUAUGGGACAACAAUUGGGACUCAAUGAUCCCACCUCAACAACAACAACCACAACAACAAACUCAACCAGAACCACAACCACAACAAUCAUUUCAAGAAUUUUUAGAUAUUGUACUGAUUGUUCAACAACAACAAGAACAAAUUCAACAAUUACAACAACAAUUACAACAAAUUACAACAAUUCCAUCAAGCACAACAAACAACCCAACAAUGUCUACAAACAAAUUCAUAGAUUUUUCUUUCUAG